This is a messenger RNA of Indicator indicator, 517 nucleotides long. It is a transcript of the gene SERF1A, whose product is annotated as small EDRK-rich factor 1A. The transcript is spliced from 3 exons. NCBI's taxonomy places the organism in Eukaryota, Metazoa, Chordata, Aves, Piciformes, Indicatoridae. The coding region runs from base 1 to 297 and encodes 98 amino acids. The record is from RefSeq and is a predicted model, not a curated record.
AUGACCCGUGAGUGUCGGCAGGCCCUGAAAGGACGGCAGCCGGUUGGGGGCAGGGAGACUUCAACACAGGCCAGCUGUGUGGAAAGUGGUGGUACCUGUAUAAACUCUCUCACAGGUGGGAACCAGCAUGAACUUGCCCGCCAAAAGAACCUGAAGAAGACUCAGGAGAUCCACAAAGGGAAAAGGAAAGAGGAUAGUUUGUCUGCUUCUCAGAGGAAAAACAGAGACUCUGAGAUUAUGCAGCAAAAGCAAAAAGCAGCUAAUGAAAGGAAGUUGUUGCAGUCAGGAGGACAAUGAGGUGUGCCUGUGUGGAGAAGAUCAGAGUGCACCAAUGAAGCAGAAGGGCCUAGAAGAUAUUCAUGCAAAUAUCUGGCCAUUAAAUGAUUAAAUGUCUUAUUUUGCAGAGUUGUUCAGCUAGCAGUAGUGUAGAGUUUUUUUUUUCUGGUUAGCAUAGGCAUGGUUGUCUGGAGUGUGACUUAAACUGACUACACUUUUCUGCAUGCACAUGAAUAAAACU